AUGCUGCAUGCGAUUGUACAAUUUGUUGUGUGCGCCUCAUUGCUGGUGGAUUUGCUGGCAGCCUCACCGACGACCGUGUAUGAUAGUUACAGUGACAACCGGGCGCUUCUGGUGCGCUCAGCCGUAGACGAAACGUUAUCCCGUGGACGUGAACCAUCGAACUCGAUUUCUUCUCCCCGUAGUAAUUUGCUGUCCGCACCGGGGCAGCCGGAUCCGGACGAAACACUGCCGGUACAGCAACAGCUCUUGGGCGGUGUAACACGUGUCCCGUGGUACGGAUUAACGGAACUUUCGGACAUACUGUUGCUCGGCGUGCUGGUAACGGUUGCCAUCCUUGGAACACUACUGUUCGUUGUGCUGGUUUUGGGAUUGCGGACAAAGUUACACUUGUUCCGGGGUGAAGAGCCUGCGGAACGGGACAUUUUGCCACUGUCCGCAGAUUAUGCACUCCAGCAGGUGCGUGAUUGCAGCAGUAAAGUGAAAACGAUUAAAACUACACCAUCACCACCGAUCGUACUGCUCGAAGCGAGCGCACUGCUAAAUCCAGUACCGACAACGUGCGUUACCGUGACAACCACCGGUGAUGGUGGCUAUCGCUGUGCCGAACAGCAGCUACUAAACCUGUCAGACAAAAAGGCCCGACGCUCGCCGACUAAAGCGAACAAACGGUUGCCGGCUGUGCGUGUACCGUUGCCGGAAGUGGCAACGGUAAACAUGAGUGCAUCGAUCGGAGCUGCCACGAUCGAUCCAACCACCAACGGUGCAACCGAUGACCCCGAUACUGAACAACACCUAACGAUUGACGAUAAGGAAAACUGUGUCCAGCGCCGUGUGCAUUCUGAGCAGAGUGAUUCAGAUUCUGGUCAUCCGGUAGGGCAGCGUAACGUCCUUAAAAGGCAAGCAGUCGCAGAACUGUCCGUAUUUGGACCGGUAGGUACACCGCCCGGGUCGCCUGCGUCCACCUACAUCCAGCUACUUACUCCUUCGUCCGCUUCAUCCCUUUCUACAUCGGCCGCAACCACCGACAAUAAUGCAACGCCAACCAAGGCCGACCUGGCUGACUGUGGUGGCAGCGUGGUGGGAGGAGGAGGAGGAGUCGGCCCGCUCUCCGCUGCGUUUGGAUUCUCGCCCCGCUCGAUACAAUCAUUUACCGUGCAAACGACCGCCACGUACUUUCGCUUUCCGGAUGUUGACGAUUUUACACCGACACCACGCACCCUGCCACCGAAACGGCACGGUAACGCGGACACUUGCUCCACACCGCCGGCCGUUGAUGCGCGCACAGAGGAGGAGGAGGAGGACGGAAGCGAACAAACGAAACAUGCACCCGUCAAGGUAUCCGUUUUGGCACCGUCCCCGGGUUCGAUGCCAUUACCACCACCGCCUCCUAUGGCGGCAAGAACGAGCGAAGCUAAGAUUGAGCGUGAAAGCGCGGAAAUUGUGAAGGAACCGGAACCACGCACGGCACGAAUCUGUGCCCCGAUGGCCAAUAGACGCGUCCGACUGAAAUCAAUUUCGCUCGAUUCGGAAGGCGCCCGGUUGGUGGAAGAAAAUCUCAGCUCGACCAUUCCGGUGCAAGAGUUGGUCGGUAUGGCAGCACACCGGUCCGGUGGAUUCGAUAGCGUCAUCGAUGACGAUGACGACGAUGAUGAUGAUGACGACAAUGACGACUAUGAGCGUAAGCAUUGCGAUAACGACAAAGCGAAUGGGCCGGCUGCUGACAACGCCACCGGCCAGCACGAGACUGAGGAUGAAAAGCGGCGUGCCAAACGCGUCCGGAACAUUUUAAACCUUCGACUAAAUAUCCCGCCCCUACCACUGGGGACGGGUUCGGGACAAUCGAGGAUAGCAGCAGCAGGAUCACUGGCACCGCCUCCGGCCGCCUCACAAUCGACCGGUUCGGUUGCAAAACCGAUCGUUAAAACGGUUACCGUGACGGGUUCGAUUUCGAACCCGACCAUGAGCACCCAACAGCAACACCACCAUCACAUGGAGGACAGUAAUGAGCAGUUUUACUUCGAGUACUUUGAUUACGGCGAUGACGAUGAGGACGACGAAACGGAUGACGACGAGUACGACGAGGUGGAGUACGGUGAGGAAGACGGUGAGGGGCACGAGGACAAUAACAACAACAACAACAACAGCAGCAGCGGUCAUACGAUCGUAUUGCCACCAGUACCAAAAACGCCGACACUUUCGCAAUCAAAGCAAAAAGCGAGUUCGCUCGAUUCGGACAAGCUAAAGGUAUCGAUUCCUUACGGUGGUAGUGGUGUUGGUGGCGUUGGUGGUGGUGCCGCCAGUACUUUCGGGUCGGUAAGCUGCAGUGGUGGGAUGAGCCACAUCAUGAGUAUCGCACAACCGACAAGUGGAACGGGUAUGAUGUCCUCCAUGCUUAGCUACAUGCAUUCGCACCCUCAGCAGCAGACUCAGCAACAGUACGGACAAUUUCAGUUCCAUCAGCAGCAGCAAUCACUUCACACAACGCACCAAACAUCCGGACAGCUGCAACAACCCAGACGGGUGUCUUCCGUUUCCGUGCCAACUACCCCGAAACGAUAUCAGUAUCGAACCGCGGUAAACCAUCAUUACUAUCACCAUCAGCAACAGCAGCAGCACUACGCGAGUGGACAAUCAAAGCUAAAACCCUCCUACCCAUAUCCGACUGGUCCGACCGGAAGUACCUCCUCCUCCUCAUCGACGGCAUUGGUCAGCGAUGGUGCGACAGCGAAUGGCAAUCGAAAGGAUAAGAAAUCACCGCACGGCUUACCUACGCCACAGUCCCAAUCUCCCUCGGAUAAGGAAAAAUCGCUCGAAGAAGGAACAAAACCGUCCGUUCCGACGAGUGGACGAUCGAGCAUACUGCAGAGACGUGGCUCGAACCAUAGUCUUACCCUUAAUCUAGACGUUUACAAUCGUGGCGGUAGUGUGGAUUUAACUUCGUCGAGCUGCAGUCUGUAUCGGGGUUCGUACAAAAAUCUUCACCAGGUACAGUCCCACACGCAGCUUUAUCAGCCACAUCCGGUGGAACCACCGGUACGUGUACAAUGCCAUCAAGCAUCACCACAGCAGCAGCAACCGACACCAGCCGGAACAUCCAGCACGGCAAUGGUGGACGGCAGUAGCAACACUACCACCAACACCGGCAACCUAAACAACAACACCUCCAACACUAGCAAAAAGAAUCUCCUGCAACGACGAGGCUCCAACACGAGCCUCACGCUGAAUCUCCGGUCAGGUGUUGGGACGGGUGGUGGAGGUGGUGGUGCAGGUUCCAGUUUCGGGCUGAACCGGUUUAGCAGUCACAAUUCGCUCAAUGCUGGCAUCCUCGGUGGUGGUGGUGGUGGUGGACAUCAUCAUCACCAGCAGCAGCAACAGCAGAACCAGCAACAUCAGCAGUUUCCCUCCUCUUCGAUGGUACGACUGGCCGGUUCACGCAAAAGUCUACUUGAGCGGCGCAAUUCGAAUGCUAGCCUGACGCUCAUCAACGUGAAUCAGCGCACACUGUCCGUUUCGAACUGUAAUCUGCGCGGUUCGAUCUGUAGCUUGAACAGUUUGCUGACCACGCACACCCAGAACGAACCGGCACCGUCCGGCAUGAUGCUGGAGGAGGACGAGCUGGACGGCAACGGGGAUAAUGAUGAUCAUCACCAUCAUCACAACCAUCACCAUCAUCAUCACCAUAACCACCACCAUCACCACGGUCAUCAUGGUCAUGGUCAGCAUUCGGUUGGGCAUGGUGGUGCACACGGACAUCACCGUGCUGGUGGUGAAGGUGAGCUACGACGGUUUGGGAGCAGUGUCGAUGCAUCCUUUACCGGGAACGAUGGAACCAUUGCUGUAGGACAAUCGAACGAGACGAACGAGGGGAAUGGGAAUGGUAGGGGAACCUUUGGUUAUGGUUAUGGUCGGCUUACGGUUGGUACCGGGCACACUUCGACCAAUCAGCAGCACGGUCGCCAUCAUGAUGCUGGAGGCGGUCAUCAUGAGGAUGCACGGGGAGGUGGUGGCGUGUACGGUGGAAGCAGUAGGCAGCGAAAGUUCCGUAGUUCGGACAGCUUGCACAACAUUAAUGUACGGGAGCAGGGCGUGCAUGGGUGUGAGAUGAUCGGUGGGAGACACCAUCAGCAUCAUGGCCAUGGGGCGUUGGAGCGACAGCUGGAGGGGGAAACGAAGCAGAUGUCGGACAACACGUAUCAGCAGCGAAGUUGCCAAUCGUCUUUCGAUGAGCGCCAUCACUAUGGAUCGUCUGAAAAUUUCAAGGAGCACCAAAACAAACUCUCAAUCCACCGCGGACUCUUCCAGAAGGAUCCGUCCACCGUAACGUCAACCUCGUCGGCCAACAACCUAUCAGCCCUCGGAACCGGCUCACUGUACAAUUGCUGUGGCAACUGCUGCAGCAGUGGUUGUUGUAGCAGCUGUUGCUGCUGCUGCUGCUGCUGCUGUUGCGGUACCAUAGAUGGCGGUGGUUGUUGCGAUGGCAACGGACUAGCACUGAAGGCAGGCAACUUAAGCAUCAGCAACUCGAAUGUACGAAAUAUCUCAACGAAACCGCUCAGUCCGCAGACAACCAGUGAAGACUUUAAAAUUUAUCUAGCCAACAUUCAGUUCCUUCAAAAUGCAUCGAACGUACUUACGAUAGCGUACCUGCGGAAGUUGCACAAUUUCUUUAGCAAAACGUACCGCAAAAUGGUUGCAUCGGCAGCUAGUACCGCUAUCGCCGCACAGGAAGCGUUCCGUCAGCGUACCCAUUCACGCGAUGAGGCGGCUGGUGACGGAAAGGAACCAAGAGAACGAGUUGAUGAAACGGUUCAGGAUGUGACGGCUGGAAAUAGUACGAAGAUGAUGUUACUGCACAGUGACAGUCUUCAUCAUCCGCCGGUGUGCGAUGAUGAAUCGUACGAUGAGGAGCACAAAAAGAUGGUUCUGAAGAUACACCAGGAGUUUUGGGAUUUGCCCACCAACUAUCAAGAGAAACCGUUGGUGUUUGGAUCGCAGGCAAAGAAUCGCUACAAAACGAUCCUGCCGAAUGAACAUUCGCGCGUUAUUUUAGAACCGGAACGGGCACCGAUUGCUGGCGGUGAGCCUUACAUCAACGCGAAUUACAUUAAGGGUCCCGAUUACUCAAACAACAGCUACAUCGCAACCCAAGGCCCGCUACCAAACACAAUCUACGAGUUUUGGCUAAUGGUGUACCAGAAUGUCGCACGCACGGCAACGGCCGCCGGCACAUCCCUCUCAUCCACCGGCAUUGAGCAAAAAAUAGUAAUGCUAACAAACUUUGUCGAAAAUGGACGCCAAAAGUGUGCAAUCUAUUUCCCGCAGAACGAAGACGAUUGGCUAGCCUUUGGCAAUACGGCCGAGGUGGAUGUGGGUGAAGUGUUGCAGGAAAAGGAUACGCUAACGACAAAGGUCUCCUCCUGUCUGGCAGAGGUACAGAAGGGAAGUAAUGGUCAAGCGAUAACGAUAAGCGCACGGUGUGAUAGUUGCUUCUUUCUCGUGCACAACGUGUGCGUCGAGCAGCGAAACGGCUACACCGUACGUACGCUAAAUGUAAUCUACGGUCAGAAGGUGGAAGCACCGAGCGAAGGAACACCUGUGGUGGAUAACGAUGGUUGCACCCUGUUCGAAUUGAUCGCAUUCCGGGCACAACACUACUGGUUCCCGGAUUGGCCCGAUCAUCGCUCACCGAACGAUAUCAAUGUGCUGCUCGACUUGAGUCUCGAUGUGCUCGGCACGAACGUCAUCGAUACACCGCGCCCGGAAAGCAAUAACUCACUGAAGGGCAAUCAACCCGGUACGCCGGGACUGGAGGAGAUAGUUAGCGCCGGUCAGCUUGCUGCCCUGUGCUCAUCCGCCACACCGAACGUACUACCGAUCAUUCACUGUUCGGCCGGCAUCGGACGGACGGGAUGUUUAAUUGCGAUACUGAACGGAUUGCGUCAGUUGCGACUGUCCGUGAUGGCGCAUCAGCGCAGGCAGCAGCAGCUUAAACAAUCGCAGCAAGUCGUUGCGUGUAACGAUGAUCGGCCGGUUGCCGAGGGUCAUAAAACGGCAGCCGAUGAGCUGCAGGACGAGUUGGAACAGUCGUUACCUUUGCCGCCGGUUCCCGAUGGUCCGGAGGCGCGUAGAAAGUCCGCUACCAGCUUGAUGUCACUGACGGCCGGUAAUGGAACGUUACGUGGCCAGCGGGGAGAGGGUGGAACUUUGCAGCAGCGCGAAUCGGGACAGGUUGACAUUUUGGGCAUUGUGUGCAAUCUACGGUUGCAGCGUGGUGGGAUGGUACAAAAUUCCGAACAGUACGAACUAAUCCAUCGAGCGCUCUGCCUGUAUCUGGAGAAACUAACCCAGGAAGGGCACAUACUAUAG
This is a messenger RNA of Anopheles maculipalpis, 6366 nucleotides long. RefSeq lists its product as uncharacterized. Gene Ontology annotation, molecular function: protein tyrosine phosphatase activity. Gene Ontology annotation, biological process: protein dephosphorylation. Bases 1 to 6366 code for a protein of 2121 amino acids. Lineage: Eukaryota; Metazoa; Arthropoda; Insecta; Diptera; Culicidae. The transcript has 3 exons. The record is from RefSeq and is a predicted model, not a curated record.